AUGGGUUGGCUAUGGUCUUCAACACCUCCCAGUGAGGACAAGUCAGCUGCGCCAGUCAAAGAGACACAUGCUGUCACAUCAACAACCACAACCACAACCACAACUUCAAAUCCUUCAACUUCAGCCCCAUCCAACUCAAAUACCGAUCCCGAAAUCCAAAAGUUCAUCGACCUAUUUGAAGCCGAAAAGAACGUCAAACCUUCUUCAACGGAAGACCAACAACAACAAUCCUCCACCCCCUCUACAAUAUCAUCAUGGCUUUCCCUCAAGAAAUCCACCCGCUCAACCGCCCCUACACCCGCCGACAUUCCUCCACGCGACGCCCUCUCUGAAGCCCUGCUCCCUACAGACAUGUCCUGUCGUCAGGCCUUCGACCAAGCAUGGGCAUGCAACUCCAUGGGUGGACAAUUCAAUGCCGUGUAUCGCUACGGUGAGAUGAGGUCAUGCAGUGAGCAUUGGGAUGACUUCUGGUUCUGCAUGCGUACCAAGAGUUACUCUCCUGAGAUGCGGGAGAAGGCUAUUAGGGAUUAUUAUCGCGCGAAGGAGUUUACAAAGUAUGGCCCUGGGAAGCCGAGUAGUGAGGAUGUUUGGGAGAGUAGAGAGGACAAGGUACCAGAAGGGACAGUAUUUAAUGAGCCUGUUGAGCCACGAAAUUGA
Fusarium redolens is the source of this 657-nucleotide messenger RNA. RefSeq lists its product as uncharacterized. Lineage: Eukaryota; Fungi; Ascomycota; Sordariomycetes; Hypocreales; Nectriaceae. The record is from RefSeq and is a predicted model, not a curated record. The transcript has a single exon. The coding region runs from base 1 to 657 and encodes 218 amino acids.